Messenger RNA from Rhagoletis pomonella (apple maggot), 2869 nucleotides. RefSeq names its product transmembrane channel-like protein 1. Lineage: Eukaryota; Metazoa; Arthropoda; Insecta; Diptera; Tephritidae. Bases 79 to 2628 code for a protein of 849 amino acids. Gene Ontology annotation, cellular component: plasma membrane. The record is from RefSeq and is a predicted model, not a curated record. The transcript has 10 exons. Gene Ontology annotation, molecular function: mechanosensitive monoatomic ion channel activity.
UUUAGUUUAAUUUAUUUUAUUAAUUUUAGUUAAUUAAAAUGAUUUAAAUAUUUCAAAUAAAAAUAAAAACUUAAGCGAAUGUCGGGCUACGGGAUGAAAAAUCGGAUCUAUGUUUCCGACAGCAGCGAAGAUUUCGAUCGCAUUGAGGUGAUUACUACGUCGACGGCAUCAUCACAAAGCGAUUUAUUUACGCAACUCGAAGGUAGCCAAAAUCUGCUCACUAGCAUUGGAAAUGGUCAACAACUCAGAAUCUUCGCCGCCAGUGCAUCAGUUGCCAACGAUGACAAUAAAAGUAAGAAAAGCGAUUGUGGCGGCAGUCGCGAUGGCACAGAUGAACAGUGUGGCGAUGAGUCCAUAGAGUUGAUAAAUAAUUUCGGUGGGCAUCGACAUCACCUGCGACCAACUUCACCGCUGGCGGUGCUGUCUGGUAGUUUCAGUCGCGGUGCAACACCAACAAAUAUGGUGCGUCGGUGGUCUCAGACUUUGGCACGCUUCGACCGAGAUAAACAUAGUAUACGAGAAAAAACUAUAUAUCGCAUGCCUUCACGUAAAUUUUUCGAAGUGGAUGGAAAAUUGCUCUCUACUAAUGGCUUGGAUGCGGAGAAUGAAGUCGAAUUGUUAGCACAGGAAAUCGAACAGCACGAUGGCCUCAUGCAAGACACAGCACUAAGUCAUCAACAUAGACUAGAAACACUUCGUGCGCUGCCGCAGCCACUUUGUGUGAAACGCAUGCUUAAACAAAAGUUGGCCAUCACCAUUGAGCAACAUGCCAGCGAAAAGCAACGCUGCAGCUGGUGCCAUUUAUUCACCAAUGCUUUCAUAGCUUUUCUAUUUAGGAGCUGGAAGCUCGUAACGUUUAUAAAUCAUAACUUAGAAAUUUGGUAUGAUGAACUGAAGACAAUCGAGGGUCACUUUGGCUGCAAUGUCAGCUCCUUUUUCAAGUUUCUGCGUUGGCUUCUAAUGCUGAAUGUGUUGGUAUUGGUAUGCGUUUUCACGUUCAUCACAUUUCCGCAAGUACUCUAUAACAUAAUAGCAACCGAGGAAAUGUAUCUUAAUGAAACAGUAUUAACUGGAAACUAUACGGGUGGUGAUGGGGAAGGUGAAAGUGGGCUUAUCAUGAAUGUACUUACUGGUGAGGGAUAUCUGCAAAACUCGCUCAUAUUUUACAGUGGGUACAGCAAUGCAACAUUUCGUCUACAUCCUGCUCUAAAUCGUUACAGUUUACCACAUGCGUAUUUUAUGACAAUGUUGGUGCUUUACCUGCUAAUUUUUGUCGUCAUUUCCACUAAAAUGGCACGUGUGUACCGCAUCAGUUUUAUUCAAGCCGCUGGCAGUGCUAGAGGUAUGCUCGCACCUAAAACCUUUUGUUUUUGGGAUUUUGGUAUAUCCAAUAGAAAGGCGGCUGAGCUAAAACACAUGGCAAUUUUUACCGAAUUUAAAGCGGUACUUAAUGAAAGAACUGAAACCAAGAAACAUCUAACUAUUUGGUGGCGUAUUUGGUUUAUUUGCUCUCGUCUUAUAGCACAUGUGCUGGUGGCUGCUAUAAUAGGCUGUGCUGGAGUUGCUGUGUGGAUAUUGUUGACGCGACUCGAUUCAACUGACACUGGCUGGAGAACCCUCUCAACGGCUGGUAUACUAAAUCUAACAAUGCUGCUAAUGCAAUCCGUUUUAUCAUGGAUUUCGAGAAUGGAAGAUUAUCGUUCACCCCGUCGUACUCUGCAUAUAGCCUUGUUGAGAAAUUUCAUGCUGGAGGCGGUUAUUAUAAGCGUUUUGGUAUAUUUUCUUCUAACAAAAGAAUAUAGUCAAUGCUGGGAGACUCAUAUUGGACAAGAAUUGUAUCGCUUUGUUGUGAUGGACACUUUCAUUUGUUUAUUUAUUAUACCACUCAUUUGUGUUACGCGAGCUUUCCUGUCCAGAAUUUACUGGCCUUGGCUCGGUGGUCCCGAAUUUGAUAUAUCUCAAAAAAGUUUGGGUCUCGUCUAUAAUCAAACAUUGCUGUGGUUGGGGUUACUAUUCGCACCAUUGCUUGUGGCGAUUAUUGUUUGCAAAAUGUUCCUAAAAUUCUACAUCAAUAAGACGCUUUUAUUGAAUCUAUGUAAACCAACCUGCAAUAUCUGGCGUUCAGCACAAACACAAACGCUUUACCUGGUCUUCACUUUUGUCUCUCUGUUGGGCGUCAUUUUGACACUGGGCUACAUUAUGACGCAGCUACCCAUGAGCGCGCAGUGUGGUCCGUUUCGCGAAUCCGGUUAUAUGUUUCAAAUAUUCAUAGACGGUGUACUACAGUUGCGCCAUAAUCAAUCACUAUGGCGCCUUCUUACGUUGCUCAUACGCCCUGCUGCUGUGGGCAUAAUGCUAGUCAUAAUGAGUGCGCUGGCUUACUAUUUACGCGCCAAGUCGCGUGCCCGUCGUCUGAUGGUAAAGUUACUAAAAGAAAUGAUAUAUCUGGAGGCGAAAGAUAAAGAAUUCUUACUUAAUCGCAUUAUGAAUCUUACAAAAAAGCCGGAUCCUUCGCUAUGUUAUGGAAAAUCGCUUGGGAGAGUGCGGAAGCGUGCAAUGCAAACAGCUCCAACUGAAAUUUUUGUACAAAACGAAAUCAGCGUGCUUGAUCGGAAUGCGACAACUUGAAGUGUUAGCUUCAUUCUACGUAGUCAUAUUGAUUAGUUUAAGUAGUUUAUUAAUUUUUUUUUGUGUUAUGCCCAUAUGUACAUUGCAAUGCGUGUAUUGUAUUUAGUUACUUAUAUGUACAUAUAUGGAAGAAAUUUUCAAAUGUCUGAUUUUAGUUAAAUAUUUUACUUGCGCUCUAAUUUAUACUCAUUUAUAAUUACAUGUACUAUACAUAUACAUACAUACAUACAUUCUUAAAUUU